Messenger RNA from Triticum turgidum subsp. durum (durum wheat), 684 nucleotides. The record is from the annotation of a GenBank genome assembly. NCBI's taxonomy places the organism in Eukaryota, Viridiplantae, Streptophyta, Magnoliopsida, Poales, Poaceae.
AUGGCGCCGCCGCGGAUGAACCUGGUCGACGACGACGUCCUCGCGGAGAUCCUCCUCCGCCUCCCGCCGGACGAGCCCGAGCACCUCUUCCGCGCCGCCCUCGUCUGCAAGCCCUGGCUCCGCGUCAUCUGCCUCCCCGCCUUCCGCACCCAGUACCGCGCCUUCCACGGAGCCCCUCCGCUGCUCGGCCUCCUCUACCGGAACCAGGUCUGCGACGGGGAUCCGACCCCGCGCUUCGCCUCCACCACCUCGAUGCCCGACUUCCCCCACCCGGCCUCCGACCGCUGCCCCGCGCGCCCCCUCGACUGCCGCCACGGCCGCGUCCUCCUCCACAUGUCCCACGAUUCGGAUGUGGAUCUCCUCGUCUGGGACCCCGUCACCGGAGACCGCCGCGUCGUGCCCGAGCCGGACAUCGACUGGAUGGUCUACACCGCCGCCGUGCUCUGCGCCACCGCCGGCUGCGACCACCUCGACUGCCACGGCGGCCCCUUCCGCGUGGUCUUCCUGGCCACCGAUGACCGCGAGGAGGUCGUCCAGGCAACCGUGUACUCGUCGGCGACAGCUGCGUGGAGUCCGCCGGUGUCUCUUGACGAUAGCUGUGAAUGCUAUGCCCGACACAAGCGAGACGCAACUGCAGAAAUGAUGUUCUUCUCCUCCUACAUACCCUAUGUCCAGCCCAGGUGA